UGGGAGGUGCAUCCCGCCGCUAGGGACGGCCGCCCCCCCGGGGCCCCGGCACGCGCCCCCGCCUCAGGGAGCCGCGGCCGUUAUCUGACCGCUGCAGGGCCUGCGGCUGCCUCCGGAGCGGGUCUCAGUCCGCCCGCCCUCCGCAGGGAAAGGGAGGCUUCCCGGAGCCGGUCGUGGCCUUUACCAUAAACACUAGUUAGUGGGGCGUGCGGAAAAGGUAGAGUGGUGGCCCGCCCGGGGCACGCUUGUCCGUGACCCUACGCGUGGAAACUCCGCUGCCUGGGAGGCUCCGGCCUAGCCCGGCAUGCCCCCUGGGGCUGGCACCCUCGGGCCCAGCUCUGAGAGGACGAGUUCCCUCCGUCCCUGAGUCUUGAGUCCGGUGUUUUUUAAACACUGGGAAAUGAAGAGUUCUGCAAUGUGUUACCAGUCAACUCUGCAAAACUCCAAGUAAUAUUUUGAAGCAAUCCUGGAAACAGAUUUUCAAAAUAGAUGUGCAUGAAAACCUGAAGGUGGGAAAGAUAUAGCCAUCAUCCCUGAGUGCUGGUUCCCAGGGGAAGGAACCUGUCCCAAAUUGAAGAUGUCAGAAGCAUUCUGCCUGUACAUGCUUUGCUGGUUCAGGAACUGGAUGUUUAAGGGCAUCGUAUUAAAAACUUCAUGUCCACUGUCUAGAACUCUUUAUUCUCCAAUCAAAAUUUCAGGACUGGAGAAGGACAGACUUCUGUCUAAGGGUGGACUCUGAGUGUGGUGGCAAUACAAAAGGACAACACCUACGAUGCCCGAUGAGUAGAUCUUUGCUGAAGAUCAGUCUCAAGAACAGCACUGGACUAGAACGGCAUGUCUGGAAAUAGAUGUGUUGAUGGAGCACUAUGGGAGAAUCCCACAAUUAUUAUAUGCCUGGAUUCCUGUGAGAAAUGAAACACUCAACUAGUGGUAUUUUCAAUAAGAGAGUAAUGGUCAUUGGCUCACUACUGAACUGUGGAAGAGGUUGUGGACACUACAAAGUACAAACUCAGCACAGACGAUGAGAAUAUCGAAAACAUUAUUGAAAUGUUUAAACCUGUGUAAAGUAAAAGCAGAAAUGUGAAAAAGAAAUACCUUACUGCUUCAACACUUGCAGAAUUUCUAGACACGUAAAAAGUACUCACACAGAGCCAAGGCCUUUUCUGCUUCUCACACUGCCCCACCCGUGAGUAGCUGGGGGUGCACAAGAAGCUGGGAGGGGACACAGCCGCGACAGCUGACCCCAACUGACCAAAGGGAUAUUCCAUACCAUCUGAUGUCAUGCUCAGCUUAUAAGGGGCUUGAGGAAGAGAAAGGAUGGCAGAGGGCAGCGGCAUUUGGAGUGAUGGCGUUUGUCUUCCCAAGUAACUGUCCUGCAUGAUGGAGCCCUGCUGUCCUGGAGAUGGCUGAACACCUGCCUGCCGAUGGGAAGCAGGUGUACAGGCCAUCACCAUGUUUCCAAGAAGGAGCUGCUGCUAUGUAUAUAGAGAACAGCAGGCGUCCGAAAGAGGGAGGAAGAGGAGCGAGUGAGUUGCCAUUUGCAAAUCAGAGGGUUUGCUAUUAAGCAUUUAUCUCUGCUUCAGAUAGACUGGAAGGCAAACCUCAGACAUGUCUCUGUUAUCCUUCACUUAGUCUCUGAUAGCUACAAGUGAAAAGUGGCACGUAGAGAAGCAAGGCUAACUAACCAACUCUUAUGAACUAGUCCUUACUUCUUUUUCUGCUUCUGUAGCAACAAGCUGUCUUUGUUCUCCUUGGAUUUCUUACCAGAUCUUCCCUAAUGUCUUUGAAACUCUACCUAGACAAGUAUUACUGCUGUCUUCAGCACAAUUACCAUCCAGGAAUUAUUAGAGAGGUGAUGGGUUAUGAAGCUGGCUCUGCCCCAGGAGCAGCCCACAGCUGAGCAGUGAUCCCCAGCUCCCUCCUGGCUUCUGAGCACGGGAUGAGUCAGGGCCUUUCUGGCCCAUCUCUCUCCUGAAUAGCCAUCCUCAGCCAAGUGCUGCCAAAAUCCCAAGAGCCGGAGCUAACCAGAGCCCCAUGUGGGGUCGGCCUCUGCAAAGGCAUGGCCAGGCUGUGCUAACAGUGGGCAAGUGAGGUCAGCCCUCCUGCCAUGGGAAGUCUGGAGUUUUUAGCCAUAGGGACUGCUGCUCCCACAAAGUGCCCAGGACUGGGGAACCCACAGGCUACUGGGGCUUAAGCAGAGGUUGGUAAAUUGAAGAGCAUCUUCUGUGAGCAGCACUGUGAACAACCAGCUGGGGAUGGGAUCCCUGCUGUUACACGGGGAGAAUGGCUUGACAUUUGUUAUGUAUCCACCCAGGCUUCCGCUCACAGUUCCAGCUGGCCACAUUAAGCACUUCCAAGGAACUUCCCGGUUUCCUGUAGGUAUUGUUUGUAUCCCACUAACCGCAGCCUAGCUGUCUGCUCCACCCAUGCACAAAAGGGUCUCUGCCUCUGCUCCCUGCAAGAGAGAAUUUCCAGGGCUACUUGUUAAUGGGCUGUCAUUUUAUGAUAAGAGAGAGAAUUUGGCCAGAUGAAGAAUCAAACCUUCCAAAAGUCUGUCUAGAAUUAAAGCUAUUAUGUUUGAGUGUGCCACUUUCUCUUGGAAAAGAAUUUCUAUUAGCUAAACUAGAUUAUACAAAUUAAGCUACCUUAAUCUCGAAAGUACAAUGUGCUUUCAGUUGUUUCUACCCUUUUGCUUGGAACUUCACUCCUUAAUGUGUCCUCUUGCUCUGUCUUCCAAGCAAAUGGAUUUAAGGACUGCUUAGUAAAUGAGAAAUAAAUUAAAGCUAUUUUUGCCUCCUUUGAAGAUCUAAAAAGUCCACUGCAAACAGCUGAGAUGUCUGACUGAGCUGGAAGUGACUAACAUGGAAAUGAGGAGCAGCACCAGUACAGUUGGGUUUAUGGUGAGCAAUUAGCACUGGGAACUCUGAUCCAGGCAGGUCAAUACAUGUAAUAAGGAAGGUUCUGCAUGACUGUAGCUGCUAUAACCUGCGUCUGGGGUAAGAUGUUUCCAAACGUCCUUGGCCAAAACCUCAGAAGACUAACAGUGGCCCCGCUGCCCCCGUGCACUGUAGACUUUCCUGUCUACGUGCUUGAGAAGCUGGCACGCCACAACACGGAGUGGGAGAUACUGAGAAACAGGCUGAGGAAGUAACAAAACCCACCAUACCUAUGGAAAGAAAUGUUGUCAUCUCCAUCUCUGCCAGAUAUCUAUUUCUGUGUAAGGCAGUGAGUGUCUAAGGCUUGCUGGGAGAAAGAAAUUCUGGUCAGUAUUACACCAUGUGAUGCAUAACAGGAUGGGGAAGGAACAGUGUAUAAACAGGGUCGCAGCAAAUCUGCUGCUUUUGUGAAACUCGUGUGAUAGCAGGCUAUUGCCAAAAUUAAACAAUGAACAAAGAAAGGCAUUAGAAUCUUGAAUUUCUGAGACAAAAAUUAAAAGUUCAGUUAUACCCUUAGAGCAAAUAAAGUCAUGAGCCGUGACAAACACACAGCAGAGUUCCCGUGGUAUCUAAAGAAGCCUCUCUACAGCACACCUCUUUUAGUUAAGGCUUGUAAUUAUGUCAUCGUGGAACUGUGUGUCAUAUUUCCUUUAAUUAUUUUCCACUCUGGAUUGUGCCACAGUCAUUAAAAUGUAGUUUUGAUGAAAAUGUAGUUUUGAUGGAAACUUGUAAUUCAUCCUUUGUUUAUGAGGUACAGAGUGCAAUGCUAAUUAUCAUGCUAAUUAGCCAGCACCGAUGGAGAUUGGUUGCUUUAUUAUAUAAGCAAUCACCACAUUUUUAGAUAAUUGCAACAAUUUAUUGCUUUCUUUUAAAAAUAAGUCAAUCAUAUAGCAAGUUCUGGGAAGCUAAAAUUCAGAAUUCUUUCUGAGCUGACUAUGAGAUACCAAAGCUGGAGCUCAUAAACUGCAGUGCUGGAGCAAAGGUCUGACAGAGAUGGUUAAUUCAUAAUUCAAGGCUAUGGGUCCUAUGGAGAGCAAAACAUUUGGCCUUUUGCACGUGCAAAGACAAACUCUCCCUUGUAAUUCAGGUACAAACAGGCACUCACUCUAGAAUGGCUAAUGGAGUGAUUUCAUCUCUACUAGAAUUAAAAAGGUUGAAAUUUAGCCUUUGAUUUUUAUUACCAUGCACACAUGGCCAGAUAAUAUUCUCCAAAGAAUGUAUAAAGGGAAGAACUGUUCUGACUUCUGAAAUGCCAUUGCCAGCAAAAGAAGAAAAUACAAACACACUAGCAUGUUUACAAAUGACACCAAAGGAUAUCUUUUAUAUUGAUUUUAAUUAUUUCUCCCAAUACCAAGGUUAUUUUUAAAAUCUAAGUUGCUAACACUGACAUUUACUUAGCAUAUUAAAAAGUAACAUUUCUAUCAGUAUGAUUUUUUCUAAACAAAACUUAUGUGCAAAUUAUAAAUAUGAUCAUGUGUGUCUAUGUACAUAUCUAGAUGUACACAUGUAUCUGUCCAUAUGAUCAUAUUUAUAUCACCUGAUCAUUGUUUUGCACACUUCAUGAUCUGAAAGUGAUCUUCCCCUACAUCUAUUGAGAUGUCUCAGAUAUUCUAUCAGGUGCUACCUCAAGUGUCAUCACUGCUUUCUCAUGUGAUGUGAUCCAAGAGUAAUUGGUGUGUUUUUCACCAGAACAUGUUUAUUUAAAAACACACAGCUUUUCUACAAUGUUUGACAAUGUGUGGCCAAAAAAGCUUCAUAUACAGUCAGGUUACGUGAAUGCUUAUUGUUUAACCUCAGAAAAAAUAUAUUAAUGGAAACACCUAGAAAGAAACCAAAGAGAGGAUCCAAAGCUCCCCAGGGCUCUCCAAGUUUCUUGUCCUUCUUCUUGCUCUGAAAACAACCUCCUGGAUAUGCACGAACAGCACCCCGUCAAGUUACCGGGCGGUAACGGACCCAGCACUUCUUGAAGCACCACAGAACCGCAUGAACCUCCCUCUUUCGGGAAAGGGGGCCAUGCUGCUUCUCCAGACCCCCGGAGAUCACAGGCCCACGCUGCUCUGCAAAGGCCAGAGCGACCCCGCACAGCUGCCUCAGGUGCCUCCGUCUUACCGCACCCCAUCAGCGGGGGGCGGCGGGCUGCUUCCGGGGAGCGUCUGCACCCGCUGCGCCGCGGGCCGGGGCGGGGCGGGUCCCGGCUCCUGGGACAAGGCUGGCUGCCUCCACAGGACCAGGCCGCGGCAACGGCUGGUUGCCCCGGCAACGGCUCCCGGCGGGCAGCGGCGGCGGCGCCUUAAAACAAAAUGUUGUCGGCAUCGCUGUCAUCCUCAUCUUUACCUGUACAUAACUGUACUGCUCCUUUAUUGGACUGUGAUCAUGCUACUGAGGGAAAAAUGUAUGUGCCACCUGGAGAAGCAGGAAAACUCUGUUCACUGAUUCAACCAUAUAAGAAGGAUUAUCACAGAGCUACAAAAGCCAUCCAUGAUGGAAAAUAUUUUACCGAUCUAAGCAAAGAAUCUGACAGUUUAGAAUACCAAUUAAACAGUAAAAACAUUGACACUUUGAUGCAGAGGUUAAGUGAAAAUGAAACACAAAAUACUAAUCUCAGGAGAAAAAUACUUGAAAAGGAGAAACAUGUUAAAGAACUUUCAUCCACACUUCAACUUGAAAAGGUCAACGUACAGAAAGAAGACCACCUGUCAAGAUCAGUAAAGGCAGUACAAGCUCACCUGCAGUGUCAGAUUCAAAGAAAAGAAGUGGAAAAUGAUGAAUUAAAAGUGAAAAUACAGACUCUAGAAAAGAAAAUAGCAGAGUGGAAACUUCAAGUUGGUGAAUACAAGCACCAGAUGUUAGCCUUAAGGGAAACAAGUGAGCAAAAGAAGACUGCUCUGAAAAAAGCAAUCAAGUCCCAGAAGCAGAGAGCUGAACACUUUGAAGCAGCUGUGGAAAAUUUAACCUCCAGAAUAAGAGAACGUGAAGUCAAACUGUCUGAGAUACUGUCAGCUUCUGAUGUCUGGAAAAACAAGCAUGAUACAGUGGUUGAAGGAAAGACAACAUUAGAAAUUCAAACAGAAGAUCUUAGGAAGCAGAUCACAAGCCUUUUGGCAGAACUGAAAAGAAAGGAGGAAUGGAGAAGAAACUCAGAUGAGGAAAUUCUUGGAAAGCUAAAUUCUGUUAACUCUGAAAAUGAAAAGAUUUACCUUGAAAAUGAAAAAUUAAAGGCUUCCCUUGCUACAUUGGAAAACAGUACUGUUUCUGUUGAAAAUGAACUGCUACAUCUGCAAGAAAAGGCAAAGCUGCAGGAAAACCUUAUUGAACAGUAUAAAAAUCAGGUACAAAAAUUACAAACUGCAGUAGAAGAAUUGAAAUCCAGAUAUGAAACAGUCUUAAAUGAAAACAAAAGAAUAACAGAAAGCAAAUGCUUAGAAGUAGAUAAGGUCUCUUCAGCUAGAAACGAAUUGUCAUUUUCACAAGAGGAAGACAGUGUAAAUUCCAUGGGCAGUCAUUCCUCAGAAGAAGAAAACAGUAAGAUUCAGAAGAAAUACGAAGACCUUAAAUGGCAAUUAGAAAAGUUGGAAUUUCGAAAUGAAGAACUUGCUUGUCAGCUGAAAAAAGAAGAUGAGAGUCUUCAGUGCAGUAAAUUGCAGCUUGAAGAGAAAAUUGCAGAAUAUAAUGGAUUAACCAGACAACUGGAAUUUGCCUUGGAAGAAGGGAGAAAAAUGGUGGCUGAAGAACUAGAAAAAAUGUCACACAGAGAACAAGCUCUUCAGACAAAAAUGCUCAUUCUUGAAACUGAAGUGAGAGAGAAACAAGAAGAGAAAGAACAACUCCUCUGCAUAUUUCACCGUAAUGAAAAGCACCGUGAAGUAUGUUUGAAAGAGCUGGAGAACAGCCUGCAGAAGUCAGAGAACAAGACCCAGAGCAUCCAGAAUUAUGUGCAGUUUUUGAAAGCUUCAUACGUAACAAUGUUUGGUUGAAUUCUUUAAUUUAAUUUAUUUCAAUAAUAAACUUUUCAAGAUUUAGUGAAGUCUUGUUGUAGGCAAGGCUGUUGAGGCUUUAUAGUAUUUUGCAGGACUGAGUACUAUAAUGUUAAUUCUUCCCUAGGAAAACUUCUGUAGUAGGCAGGGAAAAGCAGGUCAAUCAUUACUGUAUAUCCUACUGGCUGGUCACAUAUGGAAAAUUUACCUGGUAUUACUGAUAUAAAGAGUUGUAUUAUUCAUGGAACAGAAGUGAAAAAAGAAGACUGUGUGGCAGUAGGGACAGUUGUAAAUUGGUCUGUGAAUUUACCAUGCGUUAAGGCUUGUGAUGUAAAAUAUUACAUGUGGCCUUUUAGUCCAUGGUAAACGCAGAUGAUCACAGGUUACCUUUCAGUUCCCGUGGGGGAGGAGAACACCCAUGGACUGUUUGCAUAGUGAUUUGCAUAUUUUGAUUAUUAAUAAUUAUAUAAUAUUUAGCAGACAUUAUGCUUCUGUUACUGUAGAAAUCUAGUUGCGCAAGAUAAUGAUAUCUAUCCUAUUAAGACAAGCAAGAAUUUCAUGAGCAUUAGGUUCCCCUCCUGCCUUCCUCCUGUAGCUUAGCACCAGCACAGCACGCACUGCUGCACCGCACAGAAUGGUGGCCACUGCGAGGCUGUCCCAUCCAGCCUUUUCUCCCUGCGUCCUGUUAUGAUCAGGAGUAUACUACAGUAAUAUUUUACAAAUAUAAGUAGGAAAGUAUUUUAAAUAUAAUUUAAGCUCUGAAUGUGUUGAUAGGCCCUUUCACGGUGACACAGCUCCAGUAAGGUAUUUAAGUGUUUAUCUGUGCUUGAGUACAGGAGCUGCUGUUCACUGAAGUGAGUAAGACUGACUUAUACCUCAGGUUAAACACAUGUAAAUGCUCAGCUGACACAGGGCUAAUAGAAAAAACAAUUCCAGCUGAGAAAGUAAUUGUUUUUAUAGAUAUAUGCUUAUAGAAUUGUGAUAUGUUUUUUGAAAAGUGGCACAUUCAGAUAAGUUAAAUAUAUGUAAUUUAUAAUUUAGUGUAUUUAAAUAAUAUAUAUAUUUUAACUGAAAAUAUAAGUUGGUUCACACACAGACAACACCUCUUUGUUAAAUGUAUUUCAUUGUUAUUUAUAAUGUGUAGAAUGUUGAUGUUCUUUUUUCUUUUUUUCCAAAUGCUUAUCCAUCCUAACAAAUAUUGAUACAUGAUAAUGAUCUGCUUGUGUGCACUUUUAAAAAAUAAUUAUGAUUUCUUAUAUAUGACAUGUUACUAGCACAUAUUUCUGUUUUAUUUUUUGAGGGUUUUGCAUCACACACAUACACUUACAACCAUAUUUGUAUUAAUUUAAUUCUGUUUGUGCUACUUAUAAAAUAUCAAAACCUUUUGAAAGAUCUGGGAUUAUUGAAAUUGCUGACAGCUUCAGGUACCUCUUUACUGCUGAAUGUCUACAAACAAUAAAUUUUGGAUAUGUAAAAGUAUAUGUGACUU
Grus americana (Whooping crane) is the source of this 8399-nucleotide messenger RNA. RefSeq names its product outer dense fiber of sperm tails 2 like (gene ODF2L). Lineage: Eukaryota; Metazoa; Chordata; Aves; Gruiformes; Gruidae. The transcript has 24 exons. The coding region runs from base 5237 to 6910 and encodes 557 amino acids. Gene Ontology annotation, biological process: negative regulation of cilium assembly. The record is from RefSeq and is a predicted model, not a curated record. Gene Ontology annotation, cellular component: centrosome; ciliary basal body.